CGAUGCAGGGAAGGCAAACUGGCUAUGGCCUCGGAUAGCGGCGGCGGCGGGGCGGCCGCUGCGGAGCAGGAGCGCCCUCACCAGCGACCCUUCCUGAUCGGGGUGAGCGGCGGCACGGCCAGCGGGAAGUCCACAGUGUGCGAGAAGAUCAUGGAACUGCUGGGCCAGCAUGAAGUGGACCACCGACAGCGCAAGCUGGUCAUCUUAAGCCAGGACAGGUUCUAUAAGGUCCUGACCACCGAGCAGAAGGCCAAGGCAUUGAAGGGCCAGUACAACUUUGACCACCCAGAUGCUUUUGAUAAUGAUUUGAUGCGCAUGACCCUGAAACACAUUGUGGAGGGCAAAACCGUUGAGGUCCCGAUCUAUGAUUUUGUGACCCAUUCAAGGUUACUGGAGACAACUGUGGUUUACCCUGCGGAUGUGGUUCUGUUUGAGGGCAUUUUGGUAUUCUAUAGUCAAGAGAUCCGGGACAUGUUUCAUCUUCGACUCUUUGUUGACACCGACUCAGAUGUGAGGCUGUCUCGUAGAGUUCUCCGAGAUAUGAACCGAGGGAGAGAUUUGGAACAGAUCCUAACACAGUACACCACCUUUGUCAAACCUGCCUUUGAGGAAUUCUGCCUACCGACUAAGAAGUAUGCUGAUGUGAUCAUCCCUCGAGGGGUUGACAACAUGGUUGCCAUCAACCUGAUUGUACAACAUAUUCAAGACAUUUUGAAUGGUGACAUCUGCAAAUGGCAGCGGGGAGUUCCAAAUGGGAGGAGCUACAAGAGGACAUUUUCUGAGCCUGGAGACCCUACAGUUGUGCUGACAUCUGGUAAACGAUCCCACCUGGAGUCUAGAAGCAGACCUCACUGAGGAGCUGGAGGCUGUUACUUAGCUUCUAGGGCAGAUCUUCCUUGAUGACAUCUGUAUAAUGAAGGGGUCUGGAGUUACCUUUUUUCUUUUCUUUUUUUUUUUAAAACAAAAAUCCCAUGCCCCAAGCCCUUUAAAAAUAAUCUCUUAGCAUUUGUUACAAAAUAAUUCUAGGAUAAAAUUAUUUAACAAUUUAGGAAUAGAGAAAUUGUUAAUCUUAUUCAAUCUUAAAUGUGGGAAAUACUGAAAGGACCUUCUUGAUUGUUUUUAUCUUCCAUGUAUUCAAGAGGCUUCUGAAAUCUCUUUGGGCUAUCUGAAAAAUGCCCAACACCUGCAUGAGUGAACCUACUAUACUUGCUCCCAGAAAUAAUUCUAGCAACACAUUUGAAAAAUAAAUUGGGGAUCUGGGCCCUUGCUCUGUGGCUAUUACGACCUUCAUAGGAACCGUGUAGAAAUAUCUUCUAUCCUCCUGGGUUAUAUAUAGGGCAAUAAGCAGAGUUGGGAAUGGUGAUAAGCACUUUAAAAAGGAAAAACACAAAAAACUACUAUUAAACCUAAAGGAGAGAGUCUCCUAUAUUGGAUGUGUUUACAGACAACCUAAAAGGUUCACAUAUGCCUGACAGGUUACUGCAGAAUCAAGAUUUGCCACAAUAGAAGUCAAUCAAAUAGUUCUGGUGUUUGUGUGGUUCUGACUUGAAUACAGCUAUAUGAUACCCAAACAAACAGUUCCACUCGAGGCUAUUGGCUCUGUUCUUCUAUACCUAGAAAUUGCCAAGUCAAGGCUUACCUGUCCUGGGAUCUAGGACACAUGCUGCCUACUGCCAAACAGUUCACAUUAUUACUCAUUGCCAUGUCUGAUGCAUGCUUUCCUUAGAGCUAAAUUACAUGGUAGAUUCUAGGGGUUCAAAAUUAAUGUUAUUGCACAAAUCAGCCCUCCAAGUUGCUGUACCACUUAUCAUAUAUGGCCUAGCACUGAAUUACGUAUAUGAGAAUGUUUUGGUCUAUAUGGUUCUAUUUAACCUUUCCUCUUAACUAGUGUUCAGUACCCUCUACAUAAUAUAUAUGUACAUUUUAUAUAUAUAUAUAU
Gracilinanus agilis (Agile Gracile Mouse Opossum) is the source of this 1939-nucleotide messenger RNA. It is a transcript of the gene UCK1, whose product is annotated as uridine-cytidine kinase 1. Gene Ontology annotation, molecular function: kinase activity; ATP binding. The record is from RefSeq and is a predicted model, not a curated record. Gene Ontology annotation, cellular component: cytoplasm; cytosol. The coding region runs from base 25 to 855 and encodes 276 amino acids. The transcript has 7 exons. NCBI's taxonomy places the organism in Eukaryota, Metazoa, Chordata, Mammalia, Didelphimorphia, Didelphidae.